Molecule: messenger RNA, 438 nt
Organism: Panicum virgatum (switchgrass)
Lineage: Eukaryota; Viridiplantae; Streptophyta; Magnoliopsida; Poales; Poaceae
Exons: 2
Coding region: 1-438 (145 amino acids)
Source: RefSeq, a predicted model, not a curated record
AUGGGCCUCAACUACAUGAAACAGAACUUCCAGACGGAGUAUAUCAAGUUCGAAGUAGCCGAUUUCAAAUCGUCUUACCAUGCUAUACUGGGAAGACCGGCGCUCGCCAAGUUCAUGGAAGUACCACACUAUGUCUACAUGCUCCUCAAGAUGCCGGGCAACACAGGAGUUCUUUCUCUACGAGGUGACCUCCUCAAGUCCUUUGAGUGUGACAAGGAGGCGAUAGACCACGCCUCUCCAAUUCAAGUUCCUAGUUCUGUCAGCGAAAUACCUGCCGCCGCCAAGGAGCUCUCACUCAACAAGGACUCGAUGCCUUCAAAGAAGCCAAGCCAGUCAUCAGUAAAACCUACUGGUGAUGUGGGUACCAAGACUAUCCAACUACAAGAGGGAGAUGACUCCAAAACCGCCAUCAUCGGAACUGGCGUGGGCGACAAAUAG